Messenger RNA from Auxenochlorella protothecoides, 918 nucleotides. Its product is annotated as Meiotic recombination protein DMC1-like protein. NCBI's taxonomy places the organism in Eukaryota, Viridiplantae, Chlorophyta, Trebouxiophyceae, Chlorellales, Chlorellaceae. The transcript has 12 exons. Gene Ontology annotation, cellular component: condensed nuclear chromosome. Gene Ontology annotation, biological process: DNA strand invasion; DNA repair; chromosome organization involved in meiotic cell cycle. The record is from RefSeq and is a predicted model, not a curated record. Gene Ontology annotation, molecular function: double-stranded DNA binding; ATP hydrolysis activity; ATP binding. The coding region runs from base 1 to 918 and encodes 305 amino acids.
AUGGUCACUGAACUCGAGAGACCUGUCGAAGAUCUGGUUGCGGCGGAGGAGGAUGUCGAGGAGGUGGGGCAUGGAGGCGACAUCAAAAAGGCCAAGGACGCGGGUUUCCACACUUGUGAAUCGAUGCUCAUGCAGCCCAAGAAGCGGCUUGUGGAGAUCAAGGGUCUAUCUGAGGCCAAGAUAGACAAACUGGUGGAGGCAUCAAGAAACGCCUGCCCCAACUUCGGCAUAAUGAGCGCCAGAGAUUUUGAGGGACAGAUUACAGAGAUCUUUGGAGAGUGGCGAACGGGCAAGACUCAGCUCUGCCACACGCUCUGCGUGACAACUCAGAUGGGAGAGGGACUGGCGGCCGGACGUGUGGCGUACUUUGACACGGAAGGAACCUUCCGUCCUGAGCGCAUCCGGCCCAUCGCCGAGCGUUUUAACCUGGAUGGCGACGCUGUGCUGAGCAAUGUUCUGUAUGCACGGGCCUAUACCUUUGAGCAGCAGUACGACCUGCUGGAGCCGCUGGCGGCGAAGAUGGCGGAGGAGCCCUUCAAGCUCCUCAUCAUGGAUUCCAUUGCGGCCAACAUGCGUGUCGACUACUCAGGGCGAGGUGAGCUGGCUGAGCGACAGCAGAAGCUGGGCUUGCUGAUGAACAGGAUGCGCAAGCUUGCGGAUGAGUUCAACAUUGCCAUACUCAUCACCAACCAAGUCAUCUCUGACCCCUCUGGAGGAGCAAUGUUUGUGGUUGACCCCAAGAAGCCCGUGGGUGGGCACGUGAUGGCGCACGCCUCCACCAUCCGCUUGUCUGUGCGCAAGGGCAAAGCCGAGCAGAGGCUGAUGAAGGUGGUGGAUGCCCCGAAUCUGGCCGAAGCCGAGGCUUCCUACGCCAUCAGUGGCCAGGGCAUCAUCGACUACAAGUGCGAGGGCUGCUAG